UGGCGACACGUGGCUAAUGAGAGCCAUGUGGCUCCUGUGGAAACAAGUCUCUCCUCAGUGGAAGUGAAGGAUUGAGAGUGAGAGAGAGGGAGAGAGAGAGGGACGAGGGGGGAAAGUGAGCUGGGCUCCAGUGAGGAGGGAAGAGACAAACCAGGACAGACGGAGACAACUUUUCCUCUCCACACUCUCGCAGUGUUUUCUACACGGAGCGCGUCUUUUUAUUUUGGUGCGCGUUUAAAAAAGAGCGCACAAGUUCUCCUGCUCAGAGUCGUAGGAUUUUUUUUUUUUUUUAAUCUUGGAGGAGCUCGACAACUUCAGCAGUGAGAUCUGUGGAUGUGAAGAACGGGUGGAGGUUUUAACACACAGCCGGAGGAAUGUAUCCCACUCGGGCAGCGGCGUGCCAGCGUCUGUGGAGAUGUCCAGGCUGCGCUCUCUGGAUCGCCCUGCUCCUCCACUGCGUCCUGGACCCGAGCGCGUCUGGGUCUGAGUUUCCCCAAGACCCCAGUGUGCUAGCUACCACUUCAUGGAGCACCUCUAGUGAUGGUUCCUUAUUCAUCCGUCUCGAAGCUCCCCUGAACAACAUCACCACCUCUCUGGGCCACACGGCUGAGCUCUUCUGUCGAGUGUCCGGCAACCCGUCCCCCACCGUGCGCUGGCUGAAAAACGACGCCCCCGUCGUGCAGGAGCCACGCCGCGUCUCCUACCGCUCCAUGCCGUACGGAUCGCGGCUCCGGAUCCGCAACCUGGACACCACGGACACGGGUUACUUCCAGUGCAUGGCCACUAACACCCAGGGCACCGUGUCCACAACGGGAGUGCUGUUCGUCAAAUUCGAUCCACUCCCUACACCUCUGGCAGGAAGGCCAACGGAGGAGUUUGAUGAGGAGGGAUUCUGCCAGCCGUACAGAGGCAUAGCCUGCGCACGCUUCAUCGGCAACCGCAGCAUCUUCGUCGAUUCACUGCAGAUGCAGGGCGAGAUAGAGACUCAGAUCACAGCGGCCUUCACCAUGAUCGGCACGUCCAACCAUUUGUCCGAUCGCUGCUCCCAGUUCGCCAUCCCGUCUCUCUGCCACUUCGCCUUCCCGACGUGCGACCGCAGCUCGGGAACCGACAAACCCAGGGACCUGUGUAAAGACGAGUGCGAGAUCCUGGAGAACGACUUGUGCAAGACGGAGUACAUCAUCGCCCGCUCCAACCCUCUGAUCCUGAAGAGACUGAAGCUGCCGAACUGCGACGACCUGGCCGCCGCCGACAGUCCGGAGGCUGCGAACUGUCUGAGGAUAGGCAUCCCCAUGGCCGAGCCCAUUAACAAGAAUCACAAGUGUUACAACAACAGCGGGACAGACUACCGCGGGACGGUCAGCGUGACCAAGUCGGGCCGUCAGUGUCAGCCGUGGAACUCGCAGUAUCCUCACAGCCACACCUACCUGGCCCUCCGCUAUACAGAGCUGAACGGGGGACACUCGUACUGCCGCAACCCAGGGAACAAGCACGAGGCCCCCUGGUGCUUCACGCUGGAUGAGGGGGUCCGCAUGGAGCUGUGUGACAUACCCAUCUGUGACCAUAAAGACAAGUCUGGCGGCAGCAACAUGGAGAUCUUGUACAUCCUGGUUCCCAGUGUGGCCAUCCCGUUAGCCAUCGCCCUGCUCUUCUUCUUCAUCUGUGUGUGCCGCAACAACCAGAAGUCGGCCAGGCCUCCCGCCCCCCGCCAGCCAAAACCAGUGCGAGGACAGAACGUAGAGAUGUCCAUGCUCACAACCACGUACAAGCCGAAGAGUAAGACCAAAGAGCUUCCUCUGUCGGCCGUGCGCUUCAUGGAGGAGCUCGGAGAGUGCACCUUAGGGAAGAUCUACAAGGGUCACCUGUAUCUACCCGGCAUGGACCAGGCCCAGCUCGUGGCCAUUAAGACCCUGAAGGAUCUGUCCAGUACCCAGCACUGGGGCGAAUUCCAGCAGGAGGCGGCAGUGCUGACCGAGCUGCAGCACCCAAACGUGGUGUGCCUGCUGGGUGUGGUGACCCAGGAGCAGCCCGUCUGCAUGCUGUUUGAGUUCCUUCCUCAAGGCGACCUCCACGAGUUCCUCAUCAUGCGCUCGCCGCACUCAGACGUCGGCUGCAGCAGCGACGAAGACGGCACGGUGAAAUCCAGCCUGGAUCAUGGAGACUUCCUGCAUAUGUCCAUACAGGUGGCUGCUGGGAUGGAAUACCUGGCCAGUCACUUCUACAUCCACAAAGACCUCGCGGCUCGGAACAUUCUCGUGGGCGAACAGCUUCACAUCAAGAUUUCAGACCUGGGUCUGUCCAGAGAGAUCUACUCGUCGGACUACUACUGCGUCCAGCCCAAAACGCUGCUGCCCAUCCGCUGGAUGUCCCCCGAGGCCAUCACCUACGGAAAGUACACCACCGACUCGGACAUCUGGUCGUUCGGAGUGGUGCUGUGGGAGAUCUUCAGCUACGGCCUGCAGCCCUACUACGGCUUCUCCAACCAGGAAGUGAUGGAGAUGGUGAGGAAGAGGCAGCUGCUGCCCUGCCCUGAGGACUGCCCGCCAAGGUUCUAUGGUUUGAUGACUGAGUGUUGGCAGGAGGGACCAGGACGUAGAACGAGGUUCAAGGACAUCCACGCCCGCCUGCGAGCCUGGGAGGGGCUGUCGUCCCACGCCAGCUCCAGCACUCCCUCUGGUGGCGGGGGCAACGCCACCACCCAGACCACCUCGCUCAGUGCCAGCCCCGUCAGCAACCUCAGCAACCCCCGCUACGCUGCUGCUGCUGCCGCAGGAUACCUCUACCCGGCCCAGGCUAUUCCCACGCCAGGCCAGAUGGCUCAGAUCCCGGGCUGGACACCCAUGGCUGUGUCCCAAACUCACCAGCGCUUUAUCCCCGUCAACGGAUACCCCAUCCCCACUGGAUACGCCGCUUUUCCUGCCCACUUCCCUCCCCCUGCUCCGCCCACCAGGGUCAUCCAGCACCACCUGCCACCUCCUAAAAGCCGCUCGCCCAGCAGCGCCAGCGGCUCCACCAGCACGGGUCACGUCAGCGGUGUGCCCUCCACCACAGGUUCCAACCACGACGCCAACGCACCGCUGCUGUCCCACUGCAUCAUGCCAGGGAGCGGAGGAGGGUCGGCUCAGAUGUACGGACAAGUUAUCCAGAAGGGGAUGGGACAGCUGGACCACGGAUCACACACAUCGGCACUGCUCACAGCUGAUUCUGAGGUGCUGAUGUACGACUCGGUCAUCACCGCAGACCUGUAGAUAGACAGAUAGACGGACACGGCCUCUGGCCUCUCACCCAGUGACCUGAUAUAAGAAUUCUCCUCUGGUCGGACAGAGACGAACAGAAACAGGUCUGGAAGCAAGAAACACUGUCGCAGCCACACGAGUAUAUACACGGCUGUUUGACUUUUAAAUGCCUUACUGUUUAAAGCAAGUGUACUUACCACCAUGGUUUGAAAAUGUUUUUAUUUUAACCUCUGUGUAAAUACGGUACAUAAGUCCUGAAUGAAUGAAAUACAAAGAUAUAUAUUCAAAAGAACUUUUUAUUAUGGAAAACACUUUAAAGGUGAAGAAGUAGCGAGUCCACCCUGUGUCCUCUCCGUGUGUUACAACCUGACAAAAAAGUGUCACCAACGUAAAGGCCUGUUUCCUGCAGGAUGCUGAGGAGACGCUGCAUCGUGACCUCUGGGUCAGUGCGACUCGCUCGUUUCUGGACGUUGAAAUGGAAAAAUGUGCUGUACAUCAAAGCUUGUACAGUAAAAAAAAAAAGAAGAUGCAUUCAGCAGGUGAGGAAGAAUGAACAAAGCAGAGGUGCGGAGGUGACGUAACCUGACGCUUCAGUGUUUUAGAUUCUUACGUGGGAACUGUCCAUCGAAGCAGCUGAAACUGAAACACUCGUUCAUCAUCAUUUUCACACCUUUCAGAAAUGACAACUGAAUGUUCAACAUGACUAACUGAGACUUGGACACAGGCCUCUUUGCCUUUUCAAACUUUACUCUACUACAAUCUGCUUCCUUUUUGAAUUUAAUAGUAAACUCUGCAUCAGCCUUUCGUCCUCCUUUCAUUCCUCUAUCUGAGGAAGAAGAGCGUUAAUGCCUCUCAAACCUGUCUGUGCCUCCCUCCAUCACUUCGUCUGCGAUCUUACCGUCUCCACAUGUAUCUUCCAACCUGCCGGUGGAUACGACAUCUAAUCCCUCACAUCUGCAAAUGAAAUCACACACCAAACAUUUUCUCUUGAAGAUUGGAUGUGAUCUUUUAUUUUUUAUGAGUUUUUUAUGUUUUCAGUCUAAAUUGUGAAGGAAUUUUCAGAUUUUUAGUCACAGGGCUUGUUUUCAUAUCUAUGUCUUUUGCUUUCCUGGUUUUACACACAAAACAAUGAAGAUAAAAACAAUGAACUCUCAUAACAGACCACAUUUAAAUUCACUGGGUCCAGAUUUGUGGAAAUGUCUGUUUUUUCUCAGUAGUGUAAUUCCUCCAGUAUCUGUGUAGGAGACAAUCAUUGGUUUCAGUCACGUGUUGCUCUCUGUGUCUCUGAUCAGCUGGAUUUGUUCAUCAGGGACACGUUUUACAUGAAACCUUCUGAUCACUGUGGAUGUGUCCCGACGGUAAAACACAGUAUGAAAAAACCACAAGCUUUGUUGAAUGUAGAUAAAUAACUAAGUUUGUCUCGAAAGCAGCUGCUGAUCAAAAUAAAUCAGAUUCACUUCA
Paralichthys olivaceus (Japanese flounder) is the source of this 4697-nucleotide messenger RNA. It is a transcript of the gene ror1, whose product is annotated as receptor tyrosine kinase-like orphan receptor 1. Lineage: Eukaryota; Metazoa; Chordata; Actinopteri; Pleuronectiformes; Paralichthyidae. Gene Ontology annotation, cellular component: plasma membrane; signaling receptor complex. Gene Ontology annotation, molecular function: protein kinase activity; Wnt-protein binding; ATP binding. The record is from RefSeq and is a predicted model, not a curated record. Gene Ontology annotation, biological process: positive regulation of canonical NF-kappaB signal transduction; positive regulation of phosphatidylinositol 3-kinase/protein kinase B signal transduction; cell surface receptor protein tyrosine kinase signaling pathway.